UUUUGUUAACGUUGAAAGAUUCUCCCUCAAUUUCUUCUACUCUUUUCUCACUCCUCAACCGAAGAAAUUGUUUCUCUGGCGCUGCAGAAAUUUACUCCAUAGAUGUUCUUCAGUGGUUGAUAGCUGCUGUAAGCUCCAGAAGCAUUUGAAUUGUACUCCAAGGAAUUGAGAGAUUUAGUCAUGAAGUUCAAGAAGCCGCUCAAGGAGCUCAAGCUCUCUGUUCCUUCUCAAGAAACCUCCGUGUCCAACUUUUUGACUGCAAGCGGAACAUUUCACGAUGGCGAUUUACUCUUGAACAUGAAAGGAUUGCGUCUUAUCUCUGAAGAGAAUGAUCCUCCUCCCUCAGAGUCAAAGGAAAUGGAUCUUCAGAUUUCAUUGGAAGAUCUGGAGACUAUUAAGGUUAUUGGAAAAGGAAGUGGUGGUGUGGUUCAACUUGUUCGCCACAAAUGGGUUAGGAAAAUGUUUGCAUUGAAGGUAAUCCAGAUGAAUAUACAAGAAGACAUCCGUAAGCAAAUCGUGCAAGAGCUGAAAAUUAAUCAAGCAUCGCAAUGCUCUCAAGUUGUCGUCUGUUACCAUUCCUUUUAUCAUAAUGGUGCCAUAUCUUUGGUGCUUGAGUACAUGGACCGAGGUUCGUUGGCUGAUGUGCUCAGACAAGUAAAGACAUUGCUUGAACCUUAUCUAGCAGUCUUGUGCAAGCAGGUCUUACAAGGUCUUGUCUACUUGCACCAUGACAGACAUGUAAUUCAUAGAGACAUAAAGCCAUCGAACCUGCUUGUUAACCAAAAAGGAGAGGUUAAAAUUACAGAUUUCGGCGUGAGCGCAAUGCUGGCCAGCUCCACGGGUCAAAGAGAUACAUUCGUGGGAACAUAUAAUUACAUGGCGCCUGAAAGAAUCAGUGGCGGUUCCUACGAUUACAAAAGUGAUAUCUGGAGUCUGGGCAUGGUAAUCCUUGAAUGUGCUAUAGGGCGUUUCCCUUACAUACAGUCUGAAGACCAGCAGCGUUGGCCAAGCUUUUAUGAACUCUUGGAGGGAAUUGUGGCAGGGCCUCCACCUUCUGCUCCCCCAGAUCAAUUCUCACCUGAGUUCUGUUCAUUUAUCUCCGCAUGCAUACAAAAGGAUCCAAGUGUUAGAGCCUCAUCUCUGGAGCUUCUGAGUCAUCCAUUUAUUCGGAAGUUUGAAGACAAGGACAUCGAUCUUGGCAUUCUGGUAGCCGGCUUGGAAUGUCCUCAAAAUUUUCAAAAGUAACUGUUCUGUUAGUUACGACCUGUAAAAUUUGUAACGAGUUUUCCUUAUACACAGUAUAGUCUAUAUGGUGUGUGAUCCGUAUGGAUCUGAUGCGACUGCCAGUUUAAUGUAUGAAGAUGUUGACCAAAUUUUAUAGCAAUAUAGUAUUUCAAAUCAUUAUAUUAAGUGCACCUUUCUUUACCUCAUUCAUCAGCCCCCUUUGAACAAUGAAAAUGAAUAAAUUAAAC
Messenger RNA from Oldenlandia corymbosa var. corymbosa, 1472 nucleotides. The record is from the annotation of a GenBank genome assembly. Lineage: Eukaryota; Viridiplantae; Streptophyta; Magnoliopsida; Gentianales; Rubiaceae.